UGUGGCGGGAUCAUCGUGGAGGUCAACAUCACCGACUUGUCGACCGUCAUCAGCUUCAGUGAUUAUUAUGAUGGAGCAGCUCCGGCCCUGCUGCUCAACCACACGCCAUGGGUGACCAUCAGCUACAGCCAGAGCGGCUCGACAACGAUGCACCAGCUAAAACCCGGCGAGGCUCGGCGGUUUGCGUGGGAUGACCCGGCAGGCGUGCGAACGCUCAGCUGGAGCUGCAUGGAGCAUAAUGGAGAGCUGGACCUGCUGAAG
Molecule: messenger RNA, 261 nt
Organism: Plectropomus leopardus (leopard coralgrouper)
Lineage: Eukaryota; Metazoa; Chordata; Actinopteri; Perciformes; Serranidae
Source: RefSeq, a predicted model, not a curated record